AUGCUCGAAAACUUUACUCUAUCGCCUAGAAACUUAGAAGAAAGACCAUAUACAUUGCUUACUGCUGCGUUCUCUCACAAGGAUUUGGGUCAUUUAUGCUCUAAUAUGUAUUCUUUGAAUGCUUUUGGACCACUAAUGAUAAAUGCUCUUGGAACACCAUUAUUUGUGUCAUUGUAUUUUGGAGCAGCUGUAUUUUCAAGUCUUGUCUAUCUUGUAUUAGAGAAAAUAGCAGUGCAAAGGGAUAGAUGGCGUCGUAAUAUAGCCUAUGGACUAGGUGCAUCCGGUGCUAUUAGUGGUAUGAUUGUAGCAUUUGCUACUCUAUGGCCAAAGGGUACGAUUAUAUUCCUUGGUAUAGUCCCUGUAUCUGCAUGGUUAUAUGUUGCUGGGUAUUUGGCAUAUGAAGCCUACAAGGAAUACAACAGGGAUCAACGUACUUAUAAAGUUGGUCAUUCUGCUCAUCUUGGUGGUGCCCUUUAUGGAGGUUUAUUCUAUUUAUUCCUUCGUAAUUACCAUUUCAUAGAUGAUAUUUAUUUUAAUAUGUAUCGAUACUAUACCUCCAUACUAUAG
This is a messenger RNA of Cavenderia fasciculata, 567 nucleotides long. RefSeq lists its product as uncharacterized. Gene Ontology annotation, molecular function: serine-type endopeptidase activity. The record is from RefSeq and is a predicted model, not a curated record. Lineage: Eukaryota; Evosea; Eumycetozoa; Acytosteliales; Cavenderiaceae. Gene Ontology annotation, cellular component: membrane. Bases 1 to 567 code for a protein of 188 amino acids. The transcript is spliced from 2 exons.